This is a messenger RNA of Diospyros lotus (date-plum), 804 nucleotides long. RefSeq names its product 40S ribosomal protein S19-3. Lineage: Eukaryota; Viridiplantae; Streptophyta; Magnoliopsida; Ericales; Ebenaceae. The record is from RefSeq and is a predicted model, not a curated record. The transcript has 4 exons. Gene Ontology annotation, cellular component: cytosolic small ribosomal subunit; ribosome. Bases 114 to 548 code for a protein of 144 amino acids. Gene Ontology annotation, biological process: ribosomal small subunit assembly; translation. Gene Ontology annotation, molecular function: RNA binding; structural constituent of ribosome.
GCCCGUGGUUACGGAGGACGAUAAAACCCUAGCCCUCGCUGCGCUUGGCUCUCUUGUACGCACAAACCUUAGCUAGAGCUCAGAGAGAGGAUCCGGCGCUCAGAAUUGAAGCGAUGGAGGCGGCGAGAACUGUGAAAGAUGUGUCCCCGCAUGAGUUCGUCAAGGCCUACGCUGCUCAUCUCAAACGCUCCGGCAAGGUUGAGCUUCCUCCCUGGACCGACAUUGUGAAGACUGGUAAAUACAAGGAGCUCGCUCCGUAUGACCCUGAUUGGUACUACAUCCGAGCCGCUUCAAUUGCUAGGAAAAUCUAUCUGAGGGGAGGUCUUGGAGUUGGGGCUUUCCGCAGGAUCUAUGGUGGGAGCAAGAGGAACGGGAGUCGUCCACCCCAUUUCUGCAAAAGCAGCGGUGCAGUUGCAAGACACAUCCUUCAGCAGUUGCAAAACAUGAACAUCGUUGACUUUGAUUCCAAGGGUGGGAGGAGAAUCACAUCAAGCGGCCAGCGAGAUCUUGAUCAAGUUGCGGGAAGGAUUGCUGCUGUUGCUCCUUAGAGAUGAAAAGCAUGCAUCAAUUACCCAUGGAUUUGGAUUUGUAAUGGCAGUUCUUUGGAUGAGAGUAGAUUUAGACUACUGUUGAAUCAAUUUUCUGCAUGGUGCCCCCCCCAGCAUAUGAUUAAUCAUUUUCUGCCGUCUCCCAGUUAGUUUUUGAUAUUCCCUUUGUUCUGGUUGAUGGAACUUCUUCAAUCAACAGUACUAGGAAGACUUAAUGAUAUUUUUUUCCCUUCGAUAAUAGUGUUUAUUAACUUCA